Cyprinus carpio (common carp) is the source of this 953-nucleotide messenger RNA. RefSeq names its product cytolytic toxin-beta-like. Gene Ontology annotation, biological process: protein deubiquitination. The record is from RefSeq and is a predicted model, not a curated record. Bases 336 to 953 code for a protein of 205 amino acids. Gene Ontology annotation, molecular function: protein binding; cysteine-type deubiquitinase activity. The transcript is spliced from 4 exons. Lineage: Eukaryota; Metazoa; Chordata; Actinopteri; Cypriniformes; Cyprinidae.
UUACACAAUUAUUUAAAUUGUAAAACAUUGUUAUUUACAAUACACAGCGUGGUUUUUAAUCAUAGUUUUAGGGAGGGACAGCCCUCAGAUAGACCCCCGCCUAUGCUUUAAACACACACCAAUGAGAAAAUGAAAGUGAAUGUAAAACGGAGACGAGGAGGAGAAACUCACGGACACAGCUGUCAAUGCCGAACCCAAUCAUAUUUCAAAAGAAGUAGACGCGUAAAGUCUGUUUCUAAUCUUUCGGGUUUCUGGUGUGAAAGCAAACGCUUCUCUCAUUCUACACGCCACAGGGGACUCAAGUUUGAAGAUCUGCCUGUUCCUGUGUGUUCAGUAUGGCUUCAGUAGGAGUGGAUGUGAUUGAGACCGCAGCUCUGGGGAGACCCUUCCAGCUGGGGAUGCUGUAUGACUGCAGGAAAGAUGCUCUCAUACCAGGAAUCACACUGUGGGAUCCAGAGAAGCUCCAGCAGAGUUUAGGAACUCGUCCCCAAAUUAACACCGAUUUCAAAGUCACAGCUUCAGACUCCAUUGAGGACAAAUCAAGGUUACUGAACAUCGACGGCUCUCUGAAACUCAGUCUUUUAGGUGGACUGGUCAGUGUGACAGGAGCAGCCAAAUAUCUCAACGACACCAAGAAGUCUUUCAGACAGCAGAGACUGACGCUGCAUUAUCACUCAACCUGCAGGUUUGAAGAGCUGACCAUGAGUCACUUGGCACCUGAAAAUAUCAUUCAUCAGCUUGUGUUUGAUAAUGACACAGCGACACACGUGGUGACAGCAGUGCUGUAUGGAGCGGACGCCUGCUUUGUCUUCUGGGAGAAAGGAAAAAGAGCUUGCGGUUCCUGUGAGAGUUUGGGCUUUUAUCCUCUGGACAAACUUCUCUCAAGAAGCUUCAAAAACUUCAGAAGGAAAUCACGCAUGGAUCUGAUCCUAGAAACGGAGUCCAGUGGUUGA